Molecule: messenger RNA, 1392 nt
Organism: Oryzias melastigma (Indian medaka)
Lineage: Eukaryota; Metazoa; Chordata; Actinopteri; Beloniformes; Adrianichthyidae
Gene: mterf4
Product: mitochondrial transcription termination factor 4
Exons: 4
Coding region: 234-1283 (349 amino acids)
Biological process (GO): mitochondrial ribosome assembly; regulation of DNA-templated transcription
Cellular component (GO): mitochondrion
Molecular function (GO): double-stranded DNA binding
Source: RefSeq, a predicted model, not a curated record
UGUUACCUGCGUAUCUGGACUUCGGCUUUUUUACUUUCAAAUUAUCCAGUUCUGGCUAAGACUUCUGGUAGAUAAGUGAGGAAGACAUAGAACUAAAAAUGAACUCCUAAUAUUUAUUAAUUUAUUCAUGAUCAAAUUAUUUGACUGAUUUUUAAAUCGCAACAUUAUUGUGAGUUCUUGUAAGUGGGCGGAACAUUUGAAUUUACGGCUGUAGUUUCUAGACGGAGCAUAAUAUGCAGCGGACAAACAUGGGAAUGCGGAUUGCUGCUAACCAGGUCAUUUGCUGGACUUUGAGGAAUUCGUCCUUCGUGUUUAGUCUUCCCCACCGAAGAAUACAUCACCCUCCGUGUUUACGCAUCGGAACCAGAAGUCUGUGCUCUUCCUCAGAUCACACUCAUCCUCAGUCAAAUCCGCGCAGCCAUGAAGCCCCACAAUGGUCCUCCAAGCCGGGUACCGAGCUGUCCCCUCGUUCUCUGGUUGACAUGGGCUUCACAGACUCCCAGGCUGAGGAAAUACACCAAUCUGUCUGCAGCAUCAGAGGAGAAGGGGCUGCCAGGAAUGCUCUGUCAACACUCACCACGCUUUUUGUCCUGGGCCUUAAUUCAUCCAGUGUGCUGAAAGUGCUAAACAAAUGUCCUGAACUAUAUGCAGUGAAAGAGAGACAGCUUCAUCAGCGAAUAAGCAACCUGCGGAAACUGGGAUUACUGGAAGGCAGUCUCCAGAGAGUGGUGGUCUACUACCCUAAAAUACUGACUUUGCCUGUAAAGUCUGUAAAAACUGUGGUGCUCCUUCUCAAAGAGAAGUGCCUCUUUACAACGCAGCAGGUCACAGACAUCCUCAGAGACAGUCCAGCCGUGGUACUGGAGGACAAGGAUCAGCUGGUGUACAAGUUCCAGUACGUUUACUUCCGAAUGGGAGUCAAACAGGCAGACAUGGUGAAAUACAGGAUGUUUCGCUUCACCCUCGAUGAGCUGCGCUGUCGGCACGUUUUCCUUGAGCGGCGAGGCCUGUACCAGACCCCAGAUAAGAAAGGACAGACGACCAUCGUCAACCCCAAACUGGACAGCAUCCUGGAUGUGGACCAGGACGCCUUCGUCGCCCGUGUUGCCCAGGCAUCUGCAGAGGAAUACGAUGUGUUUCAGAAACUUCUGGAACGAGAGUGGAAGGAGGAGGAGUUACAGGGCAAGAUAGAAGCUGAUAGUGAUGCUGAAGAAAAUGAAGAUGAUGAUGAUGAUGAGGAGAUUAGUGGUAGAAAUGGAUAUAGAAAGACAAAAAAGAAAUAGCAGAAUACUGUAGAAAAUAAAUUGAUAUUUAUUGUGAAAAGCAAAAAAGAAGUUUAAAAAAAAUCCUUUUUAUUUGCUAUUUUAUAAAAAACGAUAAUAAAAAUGUUAU